Molecule: messenger RNA, 1152 nt
Organism: Brenthis ino (lesser marbled fritillary)
Lineage: Eukaryota; Metazoa; Arthropoda; Insecta; Lepidoptera; Nymphalidae
Source: the annotation of a GenBank genome assembly
AUGUACGACGCUAUUUCAACAUUGGAGUCGACACGAAACACGACUGAUGUAAAUAAAAUACCGAAGGUGAGUUACAAAAAUGAAAAUGAGAACGACACAGUGGCAUUAGAUAAUUAUACGAAAAAUAUUAUUAAAAAUCUCAGGAAACUAAAAGACUUAGCCCAAAAACUGAGUUCUAAAAAUCGAAGGAAAAGAUCAGCUAUGGGAGACGACGAUGUUAUAGAAUAUCUUUUAACAUUAAUGGACUAUAUAUUAAAGCAAAAUCGUCCUUUACAUGUUCCUCCAGUUAACGAUGGUAUCGAUUUGAUCAUAGAAGCAAUUAAAAGUGCUCCUGAUAUUAAAACUAUUAAAAAGAAAGUUCUCGACCUAGCUGAAACAACGGAACUCGACCUAUCUAAAACAACGGAAGGUUUUAAAAAAUCUAUAAGUCAAGAAAACGAUAAUAUAUCUAAUAUUACGCAAAUUCCUGCUCGUAAAUGUAUAACAUUUGAAUCAAUCGAAGAUACAAAGCUAAUGGUACAUAGUUCCUCAAAUAAUGAAAAAAAUAACCGAAAUUUUUCAAAAAAUAAUAAGAUAUUGACAACCCAGCCCCAUAAAAUAAUUUAUAAUGACAUAAAUUCAGAAGUGAACACAGAUGAAGAAAAAGUGAAAAUUGAAAAUAAAGGAAAAACGACGUUUGAAAUAUUUUUUGAUGAUGAUGAGGAUGAUAUUAUAGUAGAAAAUACAAGUAAAACUAAAAAUUUAGAGGGAGAAACUUCAACAACCACUGAGGCUAUAAAUACAGUUCUAACAAAAAUACGAAGCCCUACAGAUAAAAAAUCAGAAGAACUGAACACAGAUACCAAAACUAGUCUAGAUUGGGUAAAUGAGGCCUAUAAUAAUGAGAAGAGACAAAUAGUAGAGACGACUACAGAAAAAAUAAUAAAAGCUACACGAACGAUCAAACAAAAGGAUAAAUACGCAAAUGAUAUGAGCAGUAUUUCUGAAGAAAAUGUUGAAAAAAAUGAAAAGUUAAAAGAUAAUUCAGAUGAAGUAUACAAACGUCAAAUGAAUCUCUUCAAUACUUUGGACUAUGGGACAGAAAAAUCUAUUCUAGACUCGGAUUCAAGGGAAGUGAAAUAUAACGUCGAGACCUUCCCCUUGUACUUUACU